Dermochelys coriacea (leatherback sea turtle) is the source of this 15006-nucleotide messenger RNA. RefSeq names its product dynein heavy chain domain 1 (gene DNHD1). Gene Ontology annotation, cellular component: dynein complex. The record is from RefSeq and is a predicted model, not a curated record. Gene Ontology annotation, molecular function: dynein intermediate chain binding; dynein light intermediate chain binding; ATP binding. Gene Ontology annotation, biological process: microtubule-based movement. NCBI's taxonomy places the organism in Eukaryota, Metazoa, Chordata, Testudines, Dermochelyidae.
AUGGCACAACCUAACAUCCUCUAACCCCACUCUGUCCCCUCCCGCACCAUGGCACAGCUUGCCCCCUCUGAUUUCACCUUGCCCCCUGCCCGAGAAUAGACUGCCUGUGAUCCCAUCCUCCUGGCACAAUCUGCCCCCAUUUUGCCCCUUCCCCAUGCUUCCAUGGCACCUAGACUGACCAGGCCUUUGUCUUUGGCAGCUUUGUGUACACAGAGAUAUCAUGCAGUCUUCCCCAACUCUCCCCAGUCUGUUCCCUGCUGCUGCUGACCCAGGUGGCAGAGAGCCCAGGAGCUCCCAGCCAGUGGAGCAUGGCUGGGCCUGGGAUGUCCGCCAGAGCCUUGCUUCCCAGCUCCAAGAGACAGGGAGGCCUGACCCCCAGCACUUAGACGCACUCGUGGCUGAGCUGAUCGCUGUGUUUGCGAAGGUGCUGCAGAGGAGCAGCCGAAGUGCCUGGCUGCACCUGCUGGAUGUCCUGCAGCUCCUCAGCCCCUUCCGGGAGCAGCUGCGUUGCCGGGAGGAGCUGCUGCCCUACAUGGAGAACCUCUGUUACCAGUACUACCACAGUCAGGCCCUCGUGUCUGACCUAGAUGUCCUAGGAGCCAUGGGCCAGGCCUUCCCCAGGGACAACUCGGAGCUGUGUGCCCAUCCACUUGCUGCACGCUACAGGGAUCCAGUGCCCCUAGCCAAUUUGCUCCCUGUUGGCUCAGAGCCAGCCUUCGCAGGGCAGCCCUGCCCCUUUGUCCUAGACCAGGAGGUAGAAGAACCAGCAGCUCUGUGCCAGCCAGGCCCAGUGUCUUUGCAGGAGCUGCAGAGAAGUGUGGGUCUGGUGGGCAUGGAGGUGGCUCAGAAGGAGACCCAGUGGAAAAGCAACCUGGGCCUCAUGUCCCUCGCCCUUGGUACAGAGGUGCCUGUGAAGUAUUGCUGUGCUGAGCCGAGGCUCCUUCCAGACCCAGGCCGAGAGGCUGCCAUGCCCACCCAACAGGUGGUGGAAGGAGAGCUGGGCUUCUCCUGGCAGUCCCUGACGGGGCUCCGGGCUGCUGAGAUUUUUGUGAGGAACAGGCACCUGGGGAAAAUCAACUUUGUCUACCUCAACAUUGCCCCCGACAGGCACUUCAGACCCUACGACCUGGUUGUGGUUCCUAAGCGGCAGGCCAACCCCCAGCACUAUGUCUUCUCCCCCUUUGGGGUGCUGCAUGUGCACCCUGAAGAAGGUGCUGAGGCCCUGACACUUGGAGAGUGGCACCGAGAGGCCAUGCUGUGGCAGCUACUCCAGUGCAUCCCCUUCUUCAGGCAUUACGUUGUCCGCAAAGCCUUUGCCCGCUGGUGGCAAAAUGUGAAGCACCUGCAGCUGCUAACACGCCAGGAAGCCCUGGGCAGCUACCUGCUCCUGGCUGUGCCCCACUUUGGAGCAGCACUGCUCCACAUCUCCAGACUCCUGCAGGAGCUAAGAUCUGUACACUGGCUGCCCCAGGAUGACUCCAAAUGCUACACCUUCCCGGAGCUACAGCAGGCCCUGGCCCAGGAGAAUGGCCGUGCCCGAGGCCUGCUCAAGAGGUUCCUCACCCUCUGCUCAGCCAUUCUCGAGCUGGUGCGGGAUGACACCUACAAGAUGGUGCAUGGGCUGCAGAUCCAAGCACAGAGCUACAAGCUCUACAUCACCAAGGAGUCCCUGUAUCUUCAGAGAGUCCACUACAGGGACCUGGAGAGGAGGCUGAAGGAGGCUGAGUUCUGGAUGCAGAGGCUGGGCAGCCUGGCCCAGCUGGUGAACCUCCUGACCUGCCAGAACUUGGUCUCCAUCGUGCAGGAGAAGGUCACAGCGUUCGUCAGCAAUGUCAUGAAGGCCAAUGGUACCACACGGAAGGCUGUCCUCCGAGUACACCUGGUGUUUGAUGCUGACAGCCAACUGGUCCCCUUUCCCUCCAGUCAGGUGCUGGAAACCAGCCUGCUGGGGGCCCUGGAGGCCGUGGUGGAGUCUGUAUUGCAGGUGACCCGCACCAGAAAAGAGAAGCCAGUGACCCAACCUGAGCAGAGUCCUGGAGAGACAGAGAGUCUCAGAAGUCAGGACUUGGCAAUGGUGCUGUGCAAACCCCAGCCAAGUGCCUUUCUAGAGACAGAUAAAGGAGGCCCUGGGGCCCCCGAGCCCCAGUCCCUCGAUGAGCUGCUCCAGAGUCUGCCUGCUGAGGAGCUCUGUGGCCAGGAGCCACAGCUGGUGCAUCAUCUGGAUCUGAAGGUCAUCGGGGGUCUGGAGGUGAGUGGGCACCGGCUGAGGAGCCAGUACCCAGUGCCAUCGAGGGAGCAACUGGAGCAGGACCUGCACUCGGACAGCAGUAUCCAGGGGGCCCUGGCCAGCCAGCGGGCUUUGCUGGCGGAGGCACUGAGUGAGACCCAGGAAAUCUGCAAACAGCACACAUGGGUGGCAGAGAUCCACAGCUUUGCUCACAGCUGGAGCCCCAAGCAGCUGGAGCUGAUGAAGGGCUGGCCUGCGGGCAAAUAUGUGCAGCGAGUCGUACAGCUGCGUGCCUGGACAGAACGUGUCAGAGAGGUGCCCUCCAUGAUCAUCACCUGCAACCGGCUCCUCAUGGUGGAUUGCAGCACCAUGCAGCAGGAGACUGUGUCCCUGCUAGACUCUAUCAUCAAGGAGAUCCUCUCCCUGCUGCUGAGUGAGACGUCCCAGCGCAGUGAGAUCCUCAUUUCUGAGCUUGGCGGGGUCUUGCAACUCUACCAGAGUGUCAGCACUGACAUCAUCAUCAUCGCCAAGUGCUCUCAGAAGCUGGAGCAAUACGAGGGUCAGAUGACAGAGCUGCAAGAGCGUGUGGAGUAUGUGCGAGCUCUGAACGAGGUGAUCCGUCAGCACUUCCGCCCAUUCAGCCUGGAUGAGGAGAACCUGGAGAACCUGCUCCUGGACACCUGGGAGGCCUUCAAGUACCAGCAGCAGGAGGCCUCGGACUUCAUUGUCUCACGGCGCCUCAGCAUCGUUGCUGAGCUGGUUGACUCACUGCAGAGAGGCAGACAGGAGCUGCAGGAGUUGCUGACCAUGGCCACCACAGGGCAGUUCCUGGACCCCUCCCAGAGCCCGUGUGCCAUGGAGCAAGAGCUGCAAGAGCUGCACUGCCGCUUCCAGGCCAUGGCCACCCGUGUGGCUGAGCUAUGCCGCUCCCAGAGGAUCCUCACAGGGGAGGGGACAGACGUCUCCUUCGUGGCCAGGAGCCGGGGGCUCAUUGAGGCCCAUAAGCAUGUCUGGAAGCUGUUCCGCACCAUCUCCGAGCAGAUCACUGAAUGGAGGUGCCUCGCCUUCAGCAAGUUCAACGCCCCACUGGCCACGGAGAAGAUGGCUGAGUGGCAGAGGGAAGUAUCCCACAUGGAAGAGUCCCUGCCUGCCGAUCACCCCAUCCUGCAGGCCUGUGUGCACAUGAUCACUAGUUUCCAGCAGUUUCUGCCCCUGCUUCAGAAGUUGGCCAGCUCGCUCAUGAAGAAUAGCUGCUGGAGGGAGUUCUUCAUGGCAAUGGGAGUGAAGUGCCCUGGCAACCUGCAGUUCACGCUGGGCCAGCUGCUGUCCUACCCGUUACUGGAGCACAGCGACACCAUCCUCAAGAUCUGGUCAAGUGAGCGAGGCUGUUGCCAGUCCCUGGACAACCUGCGCCGGUUGCAGAAGGCCUGGGCUGAGAGGCAGUUCCGCUUGGUCAACUUCAUCCUGAGCGUGCCCUACCAGGCCCCACUGCCUGAUCGUGCCUGCCGCCCACCCAACAGGCGCUACCGCCCACCCAAGCAGGAGUACAUUUCCAAGGACAGCGGCACCUUCGUGCUGGCUGACACAGCAGAACUCAAAGCCCUGACGGAGAAAAGCCUGUUAACCUUGAAGAACAUCAUCCUCUCACCCCACGCCAUGGAGCUCCGGGAGGAGGCAGAGAGCUGGACCAGUACCUUGCGUGGCUUUGGAGCCCUGCUGGACGUCUGGGUCAGUUUCCAGCAGAAGUGGAUUUUCCUGAAUAUAGUGCUGUAUGAGAUGGACAUCAGCCUGCCCAGCGGUGAGCUGGAUUGCCUGUUCCAGAAGCUGGACAGCAGGUUCCGGGAGCUCAUGCAGGUGACAUCCAAGCAUCCCCUGGUGCUAUCCAGCGUGAUGCCUAUGGCCACCUCCAACCGGGAGAGCCGCUUUAUGGGUGUGCCCCUGCAGACCAUGCUGAGUGAGGGUGUUGAGGACCUGCAGCUCCUCAUCCACGCACUGGAGUAUGUGCUGGAGGCUACGCGCAUGGGCUUCCCCCGCCUCUUCUUCCUCAGCAACACAGAGGUGGUGGCUAUGGUGGCCUCACCAGCGGAGCCCAUGGAGGUGACCAUCUGGGCCCGCCGCUGCUUCCCAACAGUGCACCAGCUGGCCUUCCGCCAGCCCUCGACCACUCGAGACCCUGUCACCUAUGCUGCCCUGCUGCCCGUGUCAGAGGCCACGGGCCUGGUGGGAGCCUGUGGGGAGACAGUGCCGCUGUGUUCCCCGUUGCCCCUCAACCAGAAGGUCACUAAAUGGCUGUGCGCCCUGGAGCAGCGCAUGAAGGAGUCCCUCUUCCACCUGCUGCAGGCAUGCAUGGCCCAGCGCCUGGCCCUGCGGCCCCAGCUUGACGUGGCCUUCGAGCAGCGCCCAGCUCCCAGCGAGCUGCCACGGCACCUGCUGGUGGAGCACUGGGGGCAGCUGGCAACAGACUUCCCAGCGCAGUGCGUGCUGCUGGCUGAGGAGGCCUUGUGGUUUGCAGAUGUGCAGGAGCGGCUCUUCGGCACCGUGCGCAGGCCUGGCCUCAAGCUCAAGCACAGACUGAAGCUGGAGGCCCUGGCCCACUAUGUCCGCAACUACCGCAGCAGCCACGCUGGGCAGCCGGGCAGCGCCCAGCUCAGCACACUGCUGGGGGCCCUGCUCACUGUCACUGUGCACCAGCGUGAUGUGCUGACCUGCCUGCUGGAGCGCAAAGUCGACUCACCCACUGCCUUUGCCUGGGCCCAGCUGCUCAAGUACCGGCUGGUCCUGCACCCCGAGAGCGCCAGGGCAGUCGGGGCCCCCAUUGAGAGCUGGGCUGCCAGCCCCCCCCGCUGCUGGGCUGAGAUCCUCGACAUCCGCCUGCACUAUGACUAUGAGUAUGUGGGGAACUGCCCCCACCUGGUGGGGAGCCCCCAGCUGGACAGGAGCUUCCUGGGCUUCCUGCUUGCCCUGGAAGAGUUCCGCUGUGGUGCGGCUCUGGGCUACCACGGGGUUGGGAAGACGGCCACCAUGCAGCACCUGGCCAGGGCUCUGGGGCGCCAGCUUGUCACCCUGCACUGCUCCCAGCAGAUGGGCCUGGGCUGCCUCCACCAACACCUGAGUGGGGCUGUGCAGGCCGGGGCCUGGCUGCUGCUGGAGGCUGUGGACCAGCUGGGGCCCAGCAUCCUGUCAGGGUUCAGCCAGCUCCUGUCAGACCUGCAGAUGCUCUGCAUGGGCCUGCAGCCAGAGAAGGGCCAGGUGACCCCCAACCACAGAUCCAAGAAUAAGGACAGGGAGGGGCAGGAGCAGCCUGCAAGGGCCCUGCCAGAGCUGGUCCUGGAUGAAGCAGAGCCAUACCAGUCCCGCGUGCUGGGGAAUAUCCUCUUUGGGGAGCGGCUGCUGCAGGUCAGGGAGACCUACGGCUGCCUGGCCACCCUGCAGCGUCUCCCUGAGCUCCUGCGCCUGGCCUUGCGCCCCGUGGCCCUGCUGCCCCCUGACCUGCACAAGGUGGCCGAGGUGACCUUGCUGGCAGCUGGCUUCCGGGAAGCAGCACACCUGGCCAAGAAGCUGAGCUAUUUCUUCUGGCUGGAGGGGGAGCUGGGCCCAGGCCCUGCACCCAUCCGGCUGGCCCUGUUCAAGGGGGUCAUUGAGGCAGCCAUUGGCAUUGUGUAUCCGCCCAUGGUGAGACCACAGCCAGAGCCCAGGCAGCAGCUCACAGCCCAGCAGUCAUCCUUUGAGGGUCUGGCUGAGGAGCCUGCCCUCAUCCAAGCUCUCUGCCUCUCACCCUUCUUGUCUGCCCUGGAGGACCCCCGGCUGAGUAGAGUGUGGGAGCUGCUCCGAGGGGUCUUCCCUGCAUCCUGCUCCCUGUUCCCUGAGGCCCAUGCCCCACCCAGGCUGCUGAGUGCCGUGACAGCACAGCUGCAUGAGGACAAGCUCCACGCAGACCCCGAGCUCACCAGCACCAUAGUGCAGCUUUCCCAGGCCCUGCUGGGCUCGCCAGGGGUCCUGCUGGUGGGGCCUGCAGGCAGCGGGAAGACCACAGCCUGGAAGACCCUGGCCAAGGUGCUGAGCAGGCUGGCUGUGAGCAAGUCCUUGGAGCUGGCGCCAGGGGUGGGCAGUCCAGGCACUCAGAAGGACAUGGCAUAUCUGCCUAUCAGCACUGUCUGCCUCUGCCCCAAUAGCCUCAGCACCUCUGAGUUCCUGGGCAGGCUUGAGGGAGGCAUCUGGAGGGAGGGUGUUUUCUCCAGGCUCCUGCAGAGAAUGGCUUCCUCAGCCCCUGCCACUGGGCUGAGCGGGCUAGGCACCCAGCAAUGGAUGGUGCUGGAUGGGUCUGCCAGCUCCGAGUGGCUGGAUCCCAUCUCGUCGCUGUUCAGUGCAGAGCCCGCUCUCAGCCUGCCAACUGGGCAGUGCCUCCACUCCCCAGAGGGCGUGAAGUUCCUCUUUGAGCUGCCUGAUGUCUCCAGCAUCUCACCAUCCAUCUCCACACGGUGCGCCCUCCUGCACUGUGGGGGCUCAUGCGUCUGGCGAGCACUGCUGGCCUCAUCCCUAGCCACCAUCUAUCACAGGUAUAGUGUGAGCCAGGAGAGUGUGGUCAUGCUGCGUCGCCUCGCUGAGGAUGUCUUCCCCCCUACGCUCACCUUCCUGCAGCAACACUGCAGCUCCCUGCUGCAGCCUCACGCCGACCUGCGCAGCCCCAUGGCCUGGGGCGUCCCAGAGACCACAGCCUUCACCAGGCUCCUGAAGGCUCUGCUGGACCGACACCUGAGCCAUGACAAGGCGAAGGCCCAGCCUCUGAGAAGGGAGGAACAGGCAGUGGCUGAGAACAGCUGUGCAGGGGUGUCAGCUGUCCCUUCACCCUGGGGCUUGGAUGAAGCUGUCCCCUCCCAUCACCACCUGCUCGUCCGCAGCAUCUUUGUGUUUGCCUACAUCUGGGGCUUCAGUGGCCACCUGCACCCCAGACACUGGGCCUUCUUUGACAGCUUUGCCCGCAGAGUCCUGUACAGCAGCUGCUACACCAUAGAGCUGCCUUCAACUGAUUCUGUCUUUGACCUCUAUCCCCAGCCUGAGGAUGGGAAACUAGAGGUCUUUGAUGGGAAGUAUCUGUCCGGCAGAGUCAAGGCAGUUCCUGUGAGCUUCACCAUCCUGCCCCAGUAUGAGCGACUCCUCUAUGUGCUGGACCUGCUCCUGGGAUCCAGGCAGCCAGUGCUCCUGGCCGGGGAGCCGGGCUGCGGCAAGUCGUCCUUCGCGGAGCUGCUGAUCCAGCCCAAUCACUCCUACCACCGUGUCGCCAUCUCACCUGCCCUUGGCGCGGGCCACGUGCGCCAUCUGCUGGAAAGCCACAUCCUGGGCAGCACGCGGGACAAGGCCCUGUUCACCAGCCUCCCCGGAUCCCGGUCCCCUGCCGCCAGGGGCAGGAGGAGCUGCUACCUGCUCCUGCUGGAUGACUUGCACGCUGCCGAGCUGGAUGCCAGGCAGGGGAGUCACCCCGUGGUGGAGACCCUGCGCCAGGCCCUCUCUCACCAGGAGGUCUAUGGCGCCGAGAGCCUGGAGCUCCGACAAGUCCCUUCAGCAGAGUUCAAUUGCUUUGGCUUGGUGGCUGCCCCAGCGAUCGGUGUCCACCCGCUCUCCCCUCGCUUCACUCGGCUCUGCAGCAUCCUCUCGCUCCCCAGUGUCUCCAGGGAGUCUCUGAUCAGCAUCCACAGACCCCUGGUCCUGGCCUGGCUGGAGAAGUUCCCCCUGAUGGCCAGGCACAGCGAGCUGGCCACUGCCCUGGUGGGGGCCACUGUGGACGUGUACGAGGCCAUGACAGCCAGAUUCCGCUCCUCACCCGCCUGCUACCACUUCUCCUACCACCACAUCGAGAAGGUUCUCAGGGGCCUCUUCCUCCUGCGGCCCUGCCCCGGGAUCCAUCUCACUAGCCCUUUGGAGGACACCAGCACCCUCAGGGCUGGAAAGCGAGCCCAGCCGGGGACAAGCCUCAGCCUCACGCUGAGCACCCGGGUCAUCGUCCGUCUCUGGCUGCAUGAGUCGCUACGCAUCUUCUGUGACCCGCUGCUGUCGGAGCGCGAGCGGCAGGAGAGCGGGCAGCUGCUGCUGGAUGUGGCUGCCAGGACCUUCUGCACCAAGAGGAGCGUGCUGAGGGUGGUAUCCACCCGUGACAAAGAGCUGCUGCAGCACGAGCGAGCCAGGAGCGUCAUUGAGCCCGCCGGGCAAGACGCUGCCAUGGAGCUGGGUGCUGAGCAGGGUGUGCUGGCUGACAGCCAUGAGGAGCCUUCCUCGCAGAGUAGCAGUGACGAGGACUGGCCAAACGCCUUCGAUCCCAUAGACCAGGCCCCCGCCCUGGCCCUGGACCAGCCGGACACAGUACCGUUCAGGGACUCUGCCCUGGGCGCACUGGAGUCCGAUGGGGCAGAGGCGACUGAGAUGAAGAGAAUGGUUUCCAUCCAGCCCUUUCCAGCCCUGCGCCCUCACUUCCAGGAGCAGCACUCGGCCAUGGGGCGCCGCACCAGCACCCGCCGAACCACCCCCCUGAAGAGCAAGCACAGGCCCUCCAUCAAGAAGGAGAGCACCAAACCCCUGCUGCCCUCCCACCUCCUGCUGCUGCCAGGAGAGGACGUGCACAACAUCCUCUUCAGCAGGGAGCUGGCGCCGGCCUCCUCCAGCCAGGAGAGCCUCUACCACGAGAGGUGCUGGGACGCCAUCCAGCGGCAGCUCAGCACCUUCCUCCCCAGGGGCUUCGUGCUGUGCAGAGAAGUCACCCAGCACCUGGUGCGCCUGCUGCGGGUGCUGUGCUGCCCACAGGGGCAUGGGGCCCUCCUCUCCCUGCACCUCUCCACCGGCAGGAGGUCCCUGGUGGCCCUGGCUGCCAACGCCACCUGCUCCCAGCUCUUUGAGCUGACGGGGCAGGCAGGGGAGUGGGAGGUGAGAGAGCUGAUCAGGAAAGCCAGCUGGCAGGCUGGGAUCCUGGACACUAGAGCCGUGGUGCUGGUGCACCAGGGGGUGGCGCCGGGCACCAUGCAGAAGCUGGUGGAUCUGAUGAGAGAGGGCACCUACCCUGGCCUGUACACCGCUGGAGACACUGCACACAUCGUGAAGGAACUGCUGCAGGAAAACCAGAACAUCAAAAGGACCAUGAGGCCCAACAUGGUCCUGCAAAGGUUCUACCAAUUUGUGAGGAACAAUCUGCACAUGCUGCUGCUGCUGGAUGGGCGCAAGGGCUGGGCGAAGGGCAGGGGGCCCUGGGGUUACCCCACAGCCAUGGCCACAGCCAUGCUCACCCUCACCUGCAGCACUGAUGUGUACCAGCCCUGGAGCCAGGAGUCCCUGGUGCAGGUGGCUACCCAGCGCCUGGAAGAUGUCCUCAGCCAGCAGCCCCUGCAGAGCCCAGUCCCAGCGUCACUGCAGGCCCUGGAGAAUUCGCUUGCCAGCAUUGCCUCAGCCAUGGCUUUGAUUCACCGCUCUGCCAGCUGCUACGCCACACAUCUGGCCCCCACCAUGCCCCUCGUCACCCCAAAGACCUUCCUGGAUUUCCUCGACAUUUUCCUCAUGUUCUCAGCACAGUUGCAAAGGCAGAGCCAGACUCAGGCUGAUCGGAUGAAGCUUGCUCUGACCAAGAUGUGGGCAGUGAGUGAGAAGCAGCGGGAGCACAACCGGGACAUCAAGUACCUGCAGGAGAAACUUCGCAUGGCCAAGGAGCAAGUGGCCAGGUGCCGACGGUGGGCGGAGCAUGAAGAAGUGGUGCAGAAGCAGCAGGAGCAGGACUGUCAGCACCGCGAGGCACGUAUUGAGAUCCUUACACAGGAGCAGCAACUGCUGGAGCAGAGCAAGGAGUCUGCCACGAGAAAGAUGAAUACUGAAUACAAGGCAGCACUGGCUGGACUGCAGGUGCAGGACAUUGAGGAGUUGCGGAGCUACCGGUUACCACCAGCAUCCAUCCUGAGGGUGACGGAUACCCUGUGCAUGAUGUUCAACAAAGAGCCUGGCUGGGAGAGUGCCAAGCAACUGCUCGGCCAAGAGGACUUCUACCAGGAGCUGCUCUUCUACCCAAAGGACGAGCUCCCCAGCGACCUGUUCCAGGCUCUGGGCCAGGUGGUGUCGGAUGCGAGCUUCUGCGCUGCCUCCCUGCAGAGUAUCAGCAAAUCCGCAGCUGCCCUGUGCCAGUGGAUCUGCGCCAUCUAUUGGUAUCACCAGGCUCUGCGCAUUUGGGAGCCCACUUUGAUGCAGCUGCAGCAAUGCAAACUCCAGAUUCGGGCGGAGAAGGGGCGGCUGGGUGACCGGCACCUGCAGGCUGAGAAGCUGAAAGAGUUGAGCUCGGGCUGGGGCGUGGAGCUGCUGAAGGCCAUUGAGCAUCAGGAGGCCGUGGACCGCGAGCUCCGUCACAUCCUGCAGGAGAAGGAGAAGGCUGGCACCGUUGAGAGCUCGAUGGCAAUGCACGUGGCCAACUGGACAGCGGCAGUGAAGCUCUUGGAGCAGAACUGCAGCACGGCCCAGGGGGACGCACUCCUUUGUGCAGCUGCUGUCUCCUACUUGGGUGCCUUCCCUCCACCGCGGCGCCAGGAGCUGCUGGAGAAGUGGCAGGAUAUCUGUGCCAGGCGCCAAAGCUCCCUGGGGCCAGACGACGUGCGGAGGGUGCUGGAGAAGGAGCUGCCCUGCCCUGGCCCGGCUCCCCAUGGCCCAGCCCUGCUGCCUGUGCGUCAGGACUUCUGUCUGCUGACCAUGCUGAGCUCGGAGAGGGAGCAGCGUGCCUGGGUCAGGGCCCGGAAGCCACAGGACUUGGCCGGGCGCCAGGCUGCCCUGCUGCUCUGCACAGACGCUCACGCCUGCUCCCGCAGCUGGCCCCUGCUGCUCGACCCUGACCAGCAGGCCCUCACCUGGCUCCUCGUGGCACAGAAAGUGGAUGAGGACGAGUCCCUGCUCUUCGCUGGCUCGGACACGCUGUCCAGUGCCAAGGAGCCAGGGAGCAACAAAGAGUUACCUGAGAAAAAUCUCCAGGUGCUGUCAGCUACAGACCCCAGGCUGGAGCAAAACCUCCUGGCUGCAGCCAGCACUGGGUUGCCUGUCCUGCUCCUGGACUUUGAGAAGAGCCCUGGCUGCCCAAUUCUCCUGCAGCUCCUGCAGAAGGAGACACUGCUGGGGGCGGGGGGCUGCACCCUGUGCUCAGAAUCGCUCGGGGCUGUGGAGGUGCUGCCCUCCUUCCGGCUCUACCUGAGCACCACCCUGCCGCUCCGUGACUUGGGGGAAGAGAUGGACCACGCCUUCCUAAAGGGCCUGACUGUGAUUGACUUGAGCCUUAGCCAGUCAGCGCUGGAGGAUCUGCUGCUGGAGGAGGUCCUGAAUGCCGAGAAGCGGGAGGCCCAGACCCACUGGCGCACACUGCAGCUCAGCAUCCUGCAGCUGGAGGACAAGCUGGAGGACACGGAGGAGGAGUUGCUGGAGCUGAUCUCGCAGCCGUCGGGCCCCCUGCUGGAGGAGGAGGAGUUCCUGCCCCUCGUGCGGCUGCUGCAAAUCCAGCUUGAGACCCUGCACGCCAGCCACCAGCACCUGCUCUCCCUGCGCCAGCACCACCUGGCCAUGCAGGCCAAGUACCGGCAGGUGGCACGCCUGGGGGCAGCACUGCACCAGGCCCUGCAGCAGGUGUGCCGUCUGCACCCCUUGUACCACUGCUCCCCGGCCAGCUGCCUGGCCAUCGCCCACAGGGCCCUGCUUGCCACCAAGCGCGCAGUCGCCAGCAAGCAGGAGGCGCUGGAGGUGCGGCUGGUGGAGCUCAGCAAGUGCCUGUCCCGCCAGCUGCUGGCCAACGCUCAGCCACACUUGCAGGAGUCGCACAACCUGCUCCUCAGCUUCUUGGGGGCCCUGGCACCCCUCCGCCUGGCCGGCCAGCUCAGCCCGCUAGACUGGCUGGUAUUCUGCCAGGGGCUGCAGGCACCUGCAGUAGAGCAGCUGCUGCAGCCAGCCAGGGCAGCGAGGCCGGGCUGGGUGCGCGCCGCAGCCUGGCACGAGUGUGGGCUGCUGGAGGGCCUGCCUGGCUUCCAGGGCCUGCGGGCCUCCCUGGCCGAGCAGGCUGCCCAGUGGCAGGAGUACUUUCGCCUGCCUGCCACGGUGGUGGGCCCCGCCCUGUGCCCCAGCCACGCCCACCUCAGUCUCUUCCAGCGGGCCAUGCUGUGGCGCAUCUUCUGCCCGGAGAAGCUGAGCAGCAUGCUCCACGACCUCGUCAUCUGCCUGCUCGGCCGCCCUAUCGCCGAGGACGCCAGCUACAGCGCUGCCACCAUCUACACCUGCAGCCAAACCGACCUGCCCCUGCUCUUCCUCACCUCACCCUGGGGCCUGCCUGGCGCGGCCACACACCCGCUGCACUGGAUCCAGCAGAUGGCCAAGCAACGGCACUGUCUGGACAUUGUCGUCAUCUCCCUUGGCACCCCGGGCUGCAUGCACCAUGUGGCCGAAGCCCUUGGCACCUGCCCCAAGCUGGGCCACUGGCUGGUGCUGAACAACUGCCACCGCCAGGAGCGCUGGCCCCCGGCAGUGCUCGCACAGCUCAGCAAGCUCCAAAGAACCCCCGAAGGGGGGGCAAAGGCCCCUGAUCUGCCUCUGGCAGACAUGAAAGGGGACGAGAUCCACCCUAAAUUCCGCCUCUGGCUCAUCGCUGCAGCUGAUGCCACAGGGGCUGUGCCAGCUUUGCCUACCCAACACAUGGUGCCCCUUCCCCACAGGGUACAGUGCGCCAUCUGGGGCGAGUCUAAGCCCAAGCCACCCAUGGGCCGGGCCCUGUGGGCUUUAGGGGGAGGUGCUGUGCACCGCAGUGCAGUGACGCUCUUCUGCGAGACACCCCAGGAACUGAAGAGCAGCUUGCAGCGCAGCUACAGCCAGCUGCUGGGCCAGCCGGCCUGGCAUGCCGCGCAGGAGCAAGGGCUGGCCCUGCUGGUGCUGCACACAGUGCUGCUGCACAGACAGCACUACGGCAGCCUGGCACAGGCCCGGCUCUACCCCUGCUGCCCGAGGUCUCACCACCUGCUGUGUUCCCCCAGGAGCGAGGCGGAGCUGUUCACAGGCCUGAGGCUGCAGGAGCGGCUGGCGAAGGUGGUGUCCAAUCCUGAGGUGGCCAUGCAGGAGCUGGCAGGGUCGAUUCUCUAUGGCGGUUACAUCCUGGAUGCUGGGGACGCAGAGGCCGUGCAGAGCUUGAGCCAGCAGUGCUUGGGCAGUGCCUCGCGUCUGCUGCCCCCCCAGGGGGUGCAGACCCUCCUCACCACCCUCAUCAGGGGCUCUAAUCUGGGUAAGGAAGUGCCCCUGCUGCCCAGUCUGCUCCCCCAGGGGUGCAGGGAGCCCUUGAGGAAGCUGCAUGCCCCGGAGGGCAGAGAAUGGGGCUGGAGCUGGAGGAGCAGGGACACGGGGAGGAAGGGGGCUGCGACUGACUGUAGCUUUCUGCCCCCAGCUCUGCCAGAGGAGGAUGUGAUCGCAGACACCCGGGCCCGCAUACAGCAGCUCCCGGGCCUAGCAGACCCAGCCUCCUGUGGGCUGCACCAGGGCCUACAGCAGCAGCUGUUGGAGAGCCAGAGCCCAAGCCUGCUUGCAGACCUGCUGCGUUCUCAGGACCUCUGGCAGCCAGCCCCCGCGCUGAGCACCCAGCAGGAGGCCUUGGGGCAGCUGGUGCAGCAGGGGCUGGAGCUGGUGCAGGAGCUGCAGGACACGCUGCAGCAGCGAGGCUGGGAGGUGGGGGCCAAAGGGCGUCUCCCAAGCGGGCGCACGCGGCCGAAGCCCCGGCCCCUGCUUCGCUUCCUGCUGGAGGAGUGUGGCAGCUUCCUGGCUCUGCUGCAGCAGGUGGAGCGGGACCUGCACUGUGCUCGGGAGCAACUGAAGGGGCGGCCCUGCCAGUCCCCACGCUGCUCCACCAUCCUGCGGGCACUGGAGCAGGGACGCCUCCCCCGCCCCUGGCUGCCCUAUGCCCCCACUGGCCCCCAGGACACAAGCAGGUGGCUGCAGACACUGAAGUGUCGCUGCCAGCUUCUGUGCGGGUACCUGGGGCUGGCAGCUGGGCAGCCUGUGGUGCUCUAUCACCUCUCUGCCUUCCAGUACCCACGGCGCCUCCUGCUGGCACUGCUCCAGGAAGCAGCCCGGGUCAAGGAGGAGGACCUGGACCACUACCACCUGGACCAGCAGGUGCUGCCCUGCUUGCUACCGCCCAGCUCCCCCCCUGAAAGCGGGCUCUACCUGACCGGCCUGGAGCUGCACCACGCCCUGUGGGACACGCAGUCAGCCCUGCUCAAGGAGACGCUCUUGGCCCAGCCCUGCCUGCUGCCCCCCAUCUGGGUGCAGGCUGUGGGGGAGGCCUGGCGCGCUCCAAGGCCCACUGCUUCCCUGCUGCAGUACAGCUGCCCCCUCUACCUGGGCCUGCCUCAGCAGCCUGUGUGCUUGAGCAGCCAGCGGGCUGUGAUGCACCUGGCGCUGCCCUGCACGAUGCCACCCGCCCUGUGUGCCCAGCGCCGGGUGCACAUUGUCAGCACCCUACCCUGCUUGGAAUAGAGGAGAGAGCUGGGGUGUGGGACGCAGCAUGGCCCUCAGGAGAAGAGCAGCCACAGGCCACUGCGCUGGCACCAAGAGGGGCACCCUGUUACCCUGCCCCCACACUCCAGCGCAGCCCCACGAGGGCUCAGGACUUAGCUCAGGUGACCAGCAGGAAUCGCACAGCUCGGCUCUGGGACUGCCCAAAGGAACAGGCUGCAGCUGCGAUCCCCCCAUCACCGGCGCAGCAGCUGCAGCCAGACCCCCAUGAGCCCCUCUGGGGGCAUGGCCAC